UGCUAGAUAGUGGUUGGGAUAAUUUUUCAUGAAUUGUACCCAUCGGUUACAGGUAAGAGUGAUUCAGUGAACCGUGAUGCAGAAUCUCUGAUUUUGGUUAUCUAUUGACUCUUGACAGUGAACAGUGGAAACUUGUGAACAAUGAAAAUUCCUUACGGUAUUGUCUUCAUUCUAUCGAUAUGUCUCUUAGCUGUAGGAAUUUUAGGAGAACAAAAAGGAAAAUCGAAACGUGAUAAAAAAGCAAGUACCCGAACAUCACGGCAACUAAAUAGCAACAACAAUGCCGACCAAAUGGUACAAAACAUCCUCAGGUGGCUUCAAGAUGUGUACGGUAGCCAGGGUAGAAGAAUUCGCCAAGGCUCUCUUAGAGAAUACCUUCCACCUACACCUGGCGAAAAACCUAGACCUUUCACUUCCAGACCUUCAACCGAAGGCGCUGGAAUAGACGAAGAGGGUAAUUUCGUUGACACUGGAUAUCCACCAGCGGGAAUUACACCCCAACCCCCUUUCACCAUUAUCACUAACCCCGCUACUGGCGGAAUCACGGGAAUAGGUUCUUCCGGGAUACCUGGAGAAGAAACAACAGGAUCGGGAGGUACAUAUUAUCCAACUCAGAGCAGUAGAAGACCAAGCUAUACUCCCACGCCCUAUCCAGAAAGACCUGGAUAUUCGACUACUGGAAUAACAGAAAGGCCAAGCUAUCCUAGUUAUGAAACUCCAGGUCCAGAAGAACCCGAAGGAACACCAGGUCAAACAAUUGGAACUCCAGAAGUAACACCCGGUUAUCCAUCAGGUGGUUCAGGAGGAGAAACACAAGGUUAUCCAACCUCCUCGCCAUCUGGCUUUACCGGUUAUCCUUCUGGAAGACCCACUGAACCCAGUUAUGCCCCUUCAAGGGAAACGGGAUAUCCAACAUAUCCAACCUCAUCUCCCUCAGGUUUUACAGGUUACCCAUCAGGUGCUCCACCAGGUGCAACUGGUUUUCCUACUAGAUUUCCCACAGCUCGACCAACAUUUGGAGGAGAAUAUACGGAACCAGCUGAAGGAGAAUUUCCAACGUCGCCAUCUGCCGAAGGUUACCCAUCAUCUAGACCUACAGGAUACCCUACUGGACCUCCAACGGGAUAUCCAAGUGGCCGACCAUCUACUGGGCUUCCUUCUACUGAAAUUGAGUACACCUCGGCUCCAGGAUUUCCAACAUCUCGCCCAACUGGUUACCCAACCGGAACUCCUGGUUACCCUACUGGGACUCCCAGUUUUCCAACAUCUCGUCCAACUGGUUACCCAACUGGAACUCCUGGUUUUCCAACUGCCAGGCCAACUGGUUACCCUACUGGAACUCCUGGUUUCCCUACUGUUCCUCCAACUGGUUACCCUACUGGAACUCCUGGUUUUCCAACUCCUCGACCAACUGGAUACCCUACAGGAACUCCUAGUUUUCCGACAGCUCGCCCAACAGGUUUCCCCACGAGAACCCCUAGUUUUCCAACAUCUCGUCCUACCGGUUUCCCAACCGCUGGUCCAUCGGAAGAACCAGGUUACCCUGCUGCUGGUCCAUCGGAAGAACCAGGUUACCCUGCUGCUGGUCCAUCGGAAGAACCAGGUUACCCUUCGGGAUAUCCGACUGGAAGACCAACAGGUUAUCCAACUGCCAAGCCUACACCAGGUAGUUACCCAACAGGACCUACGGGUGGUUCAUCAACCGAAGAAAUACCUGAUGAAACAGGAACGUCUGCAGAAAACGUGCCUGAGUUUCCAACUGCAAGACCACCCGGACGCAUAUCGACUGAACAGCCUGCAAAAGAGCCUACAGAAGGUCUUCAUGGUUUUCCAACUGCAAUACCAACAGGUAUUCCGGGAGAGGAAUCGGAACCUAUUGAACCAAGUGAAGGUACCGGAAAAACAGUUCCUCCACCAACAGAUGAUCUUAAACAUCCUCCUCAUAUUCACGCUUUGGAUGUACAGUGUGCCAAAGAUAUGAUGACUAUCAAUAUAGAAUUUAAUAGACCAUUUGAUGGUGUGAUAUAUUCCAAAGGAUAUUACAACAUGCCAGAAUGUCGAUAUGUUAAUGAAAAUUCUGGGCAAACCAAGUAUACCUUUACAGUCAAUUUGAAUAUGUGCGGUACGCAAUUUGUGAAUGCCUUCGACACCGAAGGUCAAAGUUACCUUGAAAAUAUUUUGGUGCUUCAAAAUGAACUUGGAAUUCAGGAAGAGUGGGAUACAGUUCGAUCAGUGCGCUGUCUUUGGGAAGGAAACCUUAAAGAGCAACUUAGUGUCACUCUUAUGGUCGGUAUGCUAUCACAAGAAAUCGUUACCUUCAGCGGAGACACUGCUAUGGCCAAAUUGGAUGUUCUACUGGGACGAGGACCUUUCGGUCAACCAGCCAGUGGACUGGUGAAAAUCGGAGAACCUAUGACAUUAGUAGUAUCAGUUUCCGGAGAUCCAGGAUUUGACGUUCAAGUCAAGGAUUGCAGAGCCACAGAUUCAUCUGGUAUAAAUGUCGUUCCUUUAACAGAUGACGAUGGCUGUAUUUUGAAACCUAAACUAUUUGGAUCGUUCCAAAAAACGAGAAAUACUGGAGAUACAGGUGCCUCCAUAAUAGCCUAUGCCUACUUCAACGCCUUCAAAUUCCCUGACGUUAUGGACAUAAUGAUAGAAUGCAAUAUAGAGCUAUGUAAAACCGAUUGUGAAAUGUGUUCUGAACCAAAUCCCCAAUUAGAACCAGGAAGAAGGAGAAGAAGAGAUGUAUAUGGUCAAAAUGAAACAUUACACGACACCUUAACAAUGGCUAAACAUCUUCGAGUAAUUCUACCCGAAGACCUCGCUUCGGCGGCACUACUAAUUAACGAAGGUGUAUGCAUGUCGACACAAAGUUUCGUAUUUGCAUCAUCAGUAUUAAUGUCUUUGCUAACUGCUAGUUCCUUAAUAAGCGCCUAUUUUUGGUUUAAAACACAAAAACUAAGAUCUAAGUAAUUAUUUAUUUUACUAACUUUAGGAUGAACAAAACAAAUUGAUUUGAAUCAAUUUUUCUAGAGAAAUAUUAAAAUAUUAAAACAGGUCAAACAUUUCAAAUAAAAGUAACUUUAAUGACAAUAAACUGUUAUGUAAAGAAAGUGUAUACAAAUUUUGUACCUGGCGAUGCCUAAAUUUCGAAGUAUAUUCAACUUAUCAAAAAAUAAUGACUCUAUUUUCUUUAUUUAAGUUUGCCUUGAGUUUGUAAUAUAUUUUUAAAUGAAGCUCUUGGAGCCUUAAAUUGAAAAGAUGAAUUUUGAUGAAUAUGAAAUAUAGGGUAAAAAUCUACUUUUAAUUUCUGCAUACAAUGUGUCCCGUCACGCGCUGCGCACAGCUUAAGAACGUAUUUCUUGAAGAAUUUUUAGUCGAAAAUGUCUUUCGUCUAAAACUUAAUAGUUCAAAAGUUACAGGCUGUGUUAAAUUUAACAGUGAAUAAAUUUGUUAAGCCAUGUACCUAAUUACUUGUUUUUUGUUUGUAAUUGUUUGACUAUUUAACUAUUGGGUUUUUGACAAAAUUAGGUAGGUAUAUAAAGCAUUUUUCACUUAAAAUUUUCUACGGAAUGCGGUCUUUUCAACUAUGCGUAUCGAAUCUCGGGGCAGUCUGUAUAUAAGAAUUUUGAUUAAAUAGUUAAACUUCUUACUAAUUCAAAAUUAUCACCCCAAUAUGUAUACCUAAAAGACAAUUUUACAACUGUGUAGUAAUAGUAAAAAACGUACAUGUUCAUUUCUAGUUGAAUUUCAUUGAAAAUAAGUUUUUAAAACUAAUUGCGUAGUUUAAGUUUUUAGUAUUUUUUAAUCUCAUGUAUGCUGAUAAUAGAAUAAAUUUUUUAAACAAUCACAAUUUUAACUAAAAUACCACUGCCAUUUUAAUUAAGAUGAAUUUUUAUAUAUAUUGUACUUUCUGUCAGCUCAAUUACGUGUAUUUAUAAUGAUUAUUUUUUAAUAUUGUCUAUUACUGUAUUAAAUGCCUAUGUUGAUAUAUUUUAUUAAAUUAUUUUUCUACUAUAUACAUAUUUUAUGUAAAAAUAUUUUUAUGUAAAUAAAAAAUAAAUAAGAAAGGAUUUUUAUUAAAAAAUUAGAAACUCCCAGUGGCGGCUCGUGAGCUGCAAAGGUGGGGAAAUGUGAGGAUUAUGGAAAAUUUGUUUUUUUAUUUAUAUUCUAUUUUUACAUUGACAUAGAAAAAAUAAUACACUACACACUGCGCCUUGUCAA
Messenger RNA from Psylliodes chrysocephalus, 4224 nucleotides. Lineage: Eukaryota; Metazoa; Arthropoda; Insecta; Coleoptera; Chrysomelidae. The record is from the annotation of a GenBank genome assembly.